Messenger RNA from Mycena indigotica, 2820 nucleotides. RefSeq names its product RhoA GTPase effector DIA/Diaphanous. Gene Ontology annotation, biological process: mitotic actomyosin contractile ring assembly; actin filament bundle assembly; barbed-end actin filament capping. The record is from RefSeq and is a predicted model, not a curated record. Bases 1 to 2820 code for a protein of 939 amino acids. Gene Ontology annotation, cellular component: cell division site; mating projection tip. NCBI's taxonomy places the organism in Eukaryota, Fungi, Basidiomycota, Agaricomycetes, Agaricales, Mycenaceae. The transcript has 6 exons. Gene Ontology annotation, molecular function: small GTPase binding; actin binding.
AUGGACAGCCUGUUUGGCAGGAAGAGACACAAGUCUCGGGUGCCCUCAGGCGACUUGGGGGAUCGUUCGGUUCCGUAUGACCGACUGGGCCCAGCGCCAAAGUCUCCCAACCGACCUCCAAACUCAGCCUUCAUUUCAGCACCAAUCACCAACCCAACGCUCACUACCAAUGGGACCGAACUCAACAAGUAUGCGAUGCAGCGCUCUAAACAAGAACGCGACAAGGCCUACGACGCGUUUACAGCCUCCUCCGCUUCCUCCAUAUCCGACUCUUCUUCAACGCUCUACACCGACUCGUUUGCUUCAUCGUCCAACUCCCGGACAUCUUUUACCUCAUCAUCUGGCCUGCGCUCUCCAGCAAUGUCAGACUUUGGCCAAUUCCCUCCGCCCACUCCAAAUAGCGCCGUUGGGUUCCCCUCAUCACCUGGCUUUUCUUCAGCCUUCCCCCAAUCGCCGUCGGCUGCAACGAUGCGUCCAGUGUCAGCCAUGACUACUCGUUCAAAUGAAAAUAGGUCCUCCAAAUACGCUCCCUCAUUCACAUACUCCGAAGGCUCGCAUAUACCCCAUUUCCAUCUCCACAGACACGCAAACGGGUCAGACGAUUUCAACUUCCCUCGUCCAGAGACGGAUGACGAAAUCGAGGCGCUAUUCGAGAACGUCAAGCGCACCCGCGACCUGGGCGACAUGCCCAACCUCCCCAUCGAGCAAAAGUGGCACAUGGUGUACAACGACUAUCACAUACGGUGGAAAGAGGAAAAGGCUAGGGAAGACCAAGCCCGCCGACAGGUGGAUUCGGGUCAGCCUGCGCCCAUAAUGCACGAGUCGCCUGAGUGGUUCAUCCGCAAGUUUCUUGACAAGACCAUUACACCCAAACAAGCAAGUAGUCUAUUGGUAUCGUUACGGAGUAAAGAGUUGAGCUGGUUUCGACAAUUUAUCUCCCUGCGCGGAACAUCUGUGCUUGCUCAGACCCUAACCCAUAUCAGUCGGAAACGCACUUCUCGACGGGAAGUUGACAUAAACCUGGAAUAUGAAGUCGUCAAGUGUUUGAAGCAAAUCCUCAAUAAUCCAUCCGCUACUAAUGAAGCUUUAACACACCAUCUUAUUGUCACGCAAGUUGCCUCGUCUCUCAAUACCCCCCAUCUCCCCACACGCAAACUUCUCCUCGACCUAUUAUCUUUCCUUGCCUAUUGGAAUGAUGGCGAAACCCAUCCACUUGUGGUGGCUGCGUUAGAUGCCCUCAGCUCCGCGAACGAUGAAGGCUCGGGUUGUUACGCCUACUGGUUCAAGUCAAUGGAAUUGUCACUGUCAGGACGCGGGAAAAUGGGCAGUCUUGUCGGCGCCAGUGAUGAGGUCAAGAAGACUGGUGGAAUCGAUACCAAUCUGAACGAGUAUGCGGUGGCGAAUUUAGUCCUGAUCAAUGGUGUUAUUGGCUUCGUCGAGGACCUGGAUUUGCGACUGCACCAUCGAUCUCAAAUGGACGCCGCUGGUCUCAAGCGUAUCAUUGAGUUGUGCAAAGGCUUCGGAGUGCCUACGAUCGAUAAACAGCUCAAAAUCCUGCAAACUGUGUUGGAUGAUGACGAGGCGAAAUUCCGAGAGCGUCUCGACCAGGAAAUCCUUCGCGACCUCAACAACCCGCAAGACGUGUACAAUGCGAUUUUUGCGAAGACACAGGACACCAAGGCGCGAGACUAUUUCUUGUCGAUGAUGCAGCAUCUGCUGUUGAUACGGGAAGACGGCCAACCCAUGGUGCACUACUAUCAGCUCAUUGACUCGCUGGUGACGGAUGUUGUGCUAGACAAGAAAUUGGCGGGGGCAGAACAGCGAAUGGGCCAGUCUGUUGAGCGGAUAAUCGCGCAAUUCAAUGAGGCGGAUCGGUACAAAAUAAUCGAGGAGGAGGCUGCUGAGGCAAGAGCAGAGCUAACCCGGUUAAGGCUGGAGAAGGAAAUGCUGGAUGAAGAGGUUUCUCAGGGACAAGAUGGCCUCGUCGGGCGACUCAAGAGUCAAGUGGCGCAUAUGGAUGAGAAACUGAGUAUAUCGAGGGAAACCACAGUCCGCUUGCAAGGGCAAAUUGAGGCCCAACGAGAGGGCUAUGAGGAGCGGAUAGCCCAGCUGGAGGCUCAAAUUAUGGAGCUUUUCAAGAUGCUUAAGGAGAUGGGUCGGGGGGUUGAUAGCAUUCUCGACUCGAGUUCAGGACAGUUGGACCGCAAGACUCUGAUUGAGACACUCGAAAAGCACUAUCAACGCGCCAAAACGAUUGGAAUCCUCGAAGGCUCGGAGAAUUGGAGACAACGUGGUGAGGAUCCAGAUGGGACUCCUGGCAAGAAAGGAAGUCUGCGACGUUCAGUGUUAACUAAAUCCAUGCGGCCGAAACCGGAGGAGAAUGGACGAGUUUCUCAAUUUAUGGAUGCGGACGAUGAUGCGGCUGAUGAGCAAAUCCAACAACAAAUCGCUGCCGGUGUCAAGAUUUAUCCACAACGAGAUGGUCCACUCUCCAGCUCAAGAAGUGUCCGAGGCUCACCUCGACGGGCGGAUCGACCACCGCUGGGAGGCGAUAUGCCUUACAAAUCAAGCAAUCUGCGUGCUCGUGGAGAGGAUGCGGAAAAUAGUGAUUAUAGUCGGUCAUCAUCACCUGGGCCAACAGAAGAUGAGAGAGCAGCACCUGGAACACUGGCAGAACAAUUAAGCAAGCAUUUACUUGCUAGAGGUGCAGCCAGUCCAAUACCAGAAGAAGGUGCAUCGCCACCACCACCGCCGCCGCCGCCACCACCUCCUCCUCCUCCCCCCUCCGCCGCCUCCACCGCCUCCACCGCCAGCCUUUAG